AUCUAGUUUUAGCAAUGGGCGAAGGUAAAAUGGCUCAGCUGCGCACACAGAUGGAAAGAUUACGCACUUUCAUCACUACAAAAAAAUUCUGGGUUGGUGUGAAUAGAAGUGAGAAGAAUACCAUAAGGUAUCAAGUAAAGCACUAUGUGCUGGAAGGCAAGUAUUCUAUUUAUGAUCUAAUCUGUCACAAUUAUAGUAUAAGAAAUAUUAUUACAUGUCAUUUCUUAAUGAACCAAGCAUAGGAAGUCUAAUAUUUCAUCACUGCUUUUUCAUUGCAUGACAUCAAAUGUUACUGACACAGUGGUAUUAGGAUCACUUGCACAUUGUUGGGGAGUGAGAAAAAACUCAGAUAAAUUUGUUAGGACAUCACGUACUUCUGCUUAAGAUACAUGUCCUCAUAGCAAUGAAAUACAGUUUUUAAGGCCAGACACCGGUCGAAAAUCUGACCAAAAUCUUCAUUUUUGGCCAUUUUGAGAUAUUCAAAUGUUAGGAUUUUCCAACUUACAUUUUAUCCACCCUUAAACUGAUUUUUCAUAAAAACAUCUAGAAAUAUGUUAAUUUUGCUUAUAAAAACAGCCCCUUUUUCAGAAUUCUCCUUGCUUUGGUCCGAAUUCGUGAAAAUAGGGAAUGUUUGGCGCAUAGCAACUCAAUCGGUCGUUUGAAAAACUAGGCCAACCAUUAUAUCAGCAUAAAGAGGAUUCAUUCAACUUUCGAACAAACACGUGUUCAGGGCCGUGGGAAAAUUCCACGCGCAGUAAUACACUCUUUUCGAGACUAGACAAAGGAACGGAAAAUUACAUAUAUGGAUGAUGCGUACACACAAUUUGCAUACAGCCAAUCACAAGUGUUCACUACCGGCCUUGGCCGACAUAUAGGUCACCCGAACUCACUUCGGGAACGUUCGGCUGUCCCAUCAACCACUGCGCAUGCUUUCCGGUUGUAAACAAAUGAAGUAAUGGGAACCACGGACCUUCAUACCUGGAUGAGUGACUCUCCUUCGCUGCCUCUUUGCCCUAUCAUUGAAGUUCGAGGCUUGACAAAGAAGCCCACUCAUUUCCGUUUCCUAUUUCAAAAUGGCCGAUCUCCCCAUCAUCGAACAGAUUCUAGAAAAUGAAAUCGAACUCUGUUGUGCUGUUAAUAAGAAUGAGAUGGCAUCAUCUCAAAACAUACAGUUGAAAGAGCUUGACUUGGAAAUAAUUGACAGUGUGUGCACGUCACUGUCACAGAACUGCGUGUUACACAGUGCAAGAGAUUUCUUCAAGCAAGCAUCAAGAUCACAGCUGCUUGACAAGAUGGGAUUUUUGAAUGCCUGCUUGGUGCACAAGACAAAACUUCCCCAUUCUGACAGAGAAAAGUCAUGGGGAAACUUCCAUAAGGCAAACAUUCAAAACAUGGGAGCAUUGAACAGCGUGACAGGAUCUCCAAUGAUAUCAUCGUGGUUAACUUUACGAUGCUUUGAAUGUUUACUUAACAAAAAUUACCUGGUAAUCGCCUCCUCAACAAAUAUAGACAACAUAAAUGAAGAGUUGUCAGAAGAUAUCCUGGACAUAGUAAACUACAUUGGAGGGAGUAUUAUUACUAAAAUGAAACAGAGGCUGCAACGGGGUAGGGAGAACUCUUCAAAGGAAGAACAGCUGUUGUGUCUGGCACAUCUAACUCAGGAAGAUGAUGGUGUGCACAGCCUUACUAGCACCUUAAAUAGAGGUGGUCUGGUAUUUUUAAAGCCUGCAACCAAAUAUUUUUUCCAUCUGCUGGAGAAAAAGACCCUUGAGGUCUUUACUUUAGAGUCUGUAGAAAGGUGCAGACUGGUUGAUUUUCAAACCAUGUGCAGCCAGGAUAGUGUAAUAGCGUCGGCAUUCAGCGGACUGACAUAUGAGGCAGAAAGUGCCGAGGACAAUAAGGAGGCUGUGUUUGAAGGGAUUGUCAGAUUAUAUUUUAAGGUGCGAGUUCACCAUGAAUGCAGACAAUAUAUGGAAAAACAAAAACUCAGUGCGGUCUUUGCCAAAAAAAGUCUGCGAAAAACCCUUAAAUCAAACAGCCACACACAGUAAGUUUUAUUGUAUGAUGUGUUGUGUGCCUAUUUGAAAUAAUGUCAGCAUGAAUUAAUACAGCAUGAAUUAAUACAGCUUUUAUAUACUA
This is a messenger RNA of Pomacea canaliculata, 2139 nucleotides long. RefSeq lists its product as uncharacterized. The record is from RefSeq and is a predicted model, not a curated record. The transcript has 4 exons. The coding region runs from base 1074 to 2051 and encodes 325 amino acids. Lineage: Eukaryota; Metazoa; Mollusca; Gastropoda; Architaenioglossa; Ampullariidae.